GCAGAGUAUUCUCUCCUCACCACCAUGUCCUACGAUCGCUACGUUGCCAUCUGCAGACCCCUGCACUAUGAGACCCUCCUGGGCAGCAGAGUUUGUCUCCACCUGGCAGCAGCUGUCUGGGCCUGUGGCUUUCUCUAUGCUCUGCUGCACACAGCCAAUACAUUUUCCCUGCCCCUCUGCCAGGGCAAUGCUCUGGACCAGUUCUUCUGUGAAGUCCCCCAGAUCCUUAAGCUCUCCUGCUCCACAUCCUACCUCAGGGAACUUUGGCUUAUUGUGGCCAGUGUCUGUUUAUUCUUUGUCUGUUUUGUGUUCAUUGUGGUGUCCUAUGUGCAGAUCUUCAGGGCAGUGCUGAGGAUCCCCUCUCAGCAGGGACGCCACAAAGCCUUUGCCACCUGCCUCCCUCACCUGGCUGUGGUCUCCCUGUUUCUCAGCACUGUAAUCUUUGCCUACCUGAAGCCCACUUCUAUCUCGUCCCCAUCCCUGGAUCUGGUGCUUGCAGUUCUCUACUCAGUGGUUCCUCCAGCAGUCAACCCUCUCAUCUACAGCCUGAGGAACCAAGAGCUGAAGGAUGCCCUGAGGAAAAUGAUCACUAGAUGCUUUCAGGAGGAAUAA
Dryobates pubescens (Downy woodpecker) is the source of this 612-nucleotide messenger RNA. Its product is annotated as olfactory receptor 14J1. The transcript has a single exon. Bases 25 to 612 code for a protein of 195 amino acids. Gene Ontology annotation, cellular component: membrane. Lineage: Eukaryota; Metazoa; Chordata; Aves; Piciformes; Picidae. Gene Ontology annotation, molecular function: olfactory receptor activity. Gene Ontology annotation, biological process: G protein-coupled receptor signaling pathway. The record is from RefSeq and is a predicted model, not a curated record.